Molecule: messenger RNA, 2868 nt
Organism: Trichomonas vaginalis G3
Lineage: Eukaryota; Parabasalia; Trichomonadida; Trichomonadidae
Product: Fanconi anemia group M (FancM) family member family
Exons: 1
Coding region: 1-2868 (955 amino acids)
Biological process (GO): replication fork reversal; double-strand break repair via synthesis-dependent strand annealing; interstrand cross-link repair
Molecular function (GO): four-way junction DNA binding; 3'-5' DNA helicase activity; hydrolase activity
Source: RefSeq, a predicted model, not a curated record
AUGGCAAAAAGCUUUUUAUAUAUUACAAAUUUUUCAAAGCGUGAUUACCAAUUCGACAUAUCAUUAGCAUCUGUUAAAGAAAAUACACUGGUUGUCAUACCAACUGGUUUAGGAAAAACAUUUAUUUCGGCAAUGGUUAUAUUAAAUUUCUACAGAUGGUUUCCAAAAGGGAAAAUACUAUUCUUAGCAACAUCUAGACCACUUGUUACUCAACAAAUGGCAGGAAUUAGAGAUAUUUUACAAAUAGACAAAUCAGAAAUCAUAGAACUUACAGGAUCAGUAGAACCACGUAUAAGACCACAAUUGUGGAACAAAGCUCGUGUUAUUUUUGCAACUCCUCAAACAGUACAAAAAGAUUUAGAGAAAGGAACAUGUCCAGCGAGCCAAAUUGUAUUGGUUGUGAUAGAUGAAGCCCAUCAUGCAACAGGUGACCACUCAUAUUGUAAAGUUGUUUCAGGAAUUGCAGAAUAUACAAAAUUUUUUAGAGUAAUCGGACUCAGUGCGACUCCAGGUAGCGAUAAGGACAUUAUACAAGACGUAAUUUACGGUUUAUUCAUCUCAAAAAUACAAUAUCGCGAAGAAGAUGAAUAUAAACAAUAUGUAAAGACGAGAGACAUCGAAACAGUUGUUGUUCCCAAUGCAGCAGGCGUUGAUGAACUCAUUGCGCGUAUAAAUACAGUAAUUAAGCGAUAUUUACAAGUAUUAUCCAAAGAUAAUUUAGUUCCUCACACAGAUCCAACGAGAACGACCAAAGGACAAAUAGGGUUACUCAUGAAGAACAGAAACGCCAAUGAAGGAGUCGGAGUCAUGAUUUCUACGAUGAAAUUACUAAAAUUUCGGGAAUAUUUACAAAAUUAUUCCAUAAAAACGUUUGUUGAUGCUGUCACAGAGUUCAUUACAGACAAAUCAACACGAGAUGUUGAUCUUGUCUCAGAUCUCCAGCCAAUUUUGUCUGCAGCACAAAAGCAACGCCAAAUUGAUCCGAAAAUGGAAAAACUAUGUGAAAUAGUGGUCGAUUUCCUCGAAGCAACAAAGGAAAGUCGUAUAAUCAUCUUCUGUAACUUCAGAAAUAUUGUUCAAGACAUAGUAACCGCUCUAUCGUCAAAAUCUAUCGUAAAAGUGUCAGAAUUCAUUGGCCAAUCAAAUUCAGGUGGAACUAAGGGUCUGAAUCAAUCGAGGCAGAUUAACUUGAUACAGUCAUUUCGCAGAGGGAUAUACAAUGUGUUAGUAGCAACAGCAAUAGGCGAAGAAGGUCUGGAUAUAGGGGAAGUAGAUCUGAUCAUUUGCUACGAUGUGCAAAAAUCAAUUACAAGGACAAUACAAAGGAUGGGAAGAACGGGAAGAAAAAGAGAUGGAAAAGUCAUUUUUUUACUUUCUGAUGCUCAGAAAAAUUUGAGUGCUGACUCGGAACACGCGAAUAACCAAGUGUGUUCAUUGUUGAGGCGACAGAUGAAGGAUUUCGUGUUCUACAAGGAUUGCCCUGUAAUGAAUCCUUUCGACCUGGAAAUCGUCGAGAGAACAAUUAAAAAUAAAGAGGAAAUUCAAGAUUUGACAUCAGAAAAAAAAUCAAAAAAUAAUAUAAAAAGAAAAACAUUGACAACGGAUGAAUUAGCCGAAUUGGAUCAAAGACAUGGACCUGACUUAAUCUAUAAGCCUUUGUCUUUGUUUUCCCAUUCUAACCUACAAUCAAAUGAAAAUAUUUUUUCUAUAAUUCCUCAUUCUUCCGAAACGUCACUUUUUACAAAAAUUUCCUCUCAAAUUUUUGAAUGCAAAAUUUCCUCUCAAAGUCAACAAUUAUUUGCAUUACAGAGUUCUUCUAGCACACAACCAACUACAUCUUCACAGUCUGAUAACCAGACAACAACGUUGACCCCUCCGACGCCUUAUCAGAUGAAAUCUUCUUUUCCGAUCGAAUCUCAGAAGUUGGUCUCUCAGAAAGAAUUAGAAGAACCAAGGAAAAAGACAAUAAGUGAACUGGUGUUUGGCUUUAAAAUGGAUUCUUCGACUUCUUCUUCUGAUGACGAUUUAUUUAUGAAACCAGACAAAAUUGACAUAGAAAAAGAAGUCAAAGAGUCCGAAAUUUCUAUUCGAAGUAAUCUAUUGGCUUCUGAUAACCUUCCUCACGCAGAUGUCUCAAGUUUAAGAAAAUCUUACGAUGAAAUGCAAAAAUUUUCUGAAAAACUUGAAAAAUCACCUGAAAAUGAAAUAAUAAAUCCAAUAAAUUACUUGUCAAGUGAUAAUGAAGAGGAAAAAAAUAAUUUAGAAAAUAAUUUUGUUCCAACAAAGAUUUCUGAUCAAGAAAUACAACAUAUGGUAUCAGAUGACUCAGAUGUGCCUAUUCCUCCAAUGGAUGACGACGAAAAACCUAAUCAAAAAAAUAAUGAUGAAAUUUUGAGGAUUUAUUCAACAAAACAGUUAGAAGAGUUCAUAAAAAAGGACAAUUAUAAAAAGAAACAAUCUUCUGAUGAUGAAAGUUUCAUAUUUAUUAGUGAAUCAUCAGAUUUCGUUGAAAGUGACAAUGAAGUUACAUUUUGUCCUCCAGAAAAAGUAUUAAACCACCUCGCAGUAUCUGACAAUGAAGAUAAAUCAGAAAAUGAAGAAUUACAAAUUCCGAAAUCUAAUUUUGAAGAAUCUUCUCAUGUUUAUUCAUCAGAAAGUUCUUCCGAUGAAGGAAAAAACUUUAUUGUUGAGUCCAGUGACACUCCAGAAGAAGUAAAUGACUUAACUCGCAUUCCUUUGAACCAAUUACUCGGAAUUAAGACACAAUCACAAGGAAGAAGAGUUUCUCAGAAACAGAGACCUCCCGUAAAGAAAAAGAAGACUCAAAAUUCAUCUAGUGACUUUGAUCUUUCAAUUUCUUCCGAUUGA